This is a messenger RNA of Gorilla gorilla gorilla (western lowland gorilla), 3307 nucleotides long. RefSeq names its product G protein-coupled receptor kinase 6 (gene GRK6). Gene Ontology annotation, biological process: signal transduction; protein phosphorylation; regulation of signal transduction. The record is from RefSeq and is a predicted model, not a curated record. Gene Ontology annotation, molecular function: G protein-coupled receptor kinase activity; ATP binding. Bases 571 to 2205 code for a protein of 544 amino acids. Lineage: Eukaryota; Metazoa; Chordata; Mammalia; Primates; Hominidae. Gene Ontology annotation, cellular component: cytoplasm. The transcript is spliced from 16 exons.
CCUCCUCCCUGUCUCUCCCUCUUUCGAUGUGCGCCCUCCUGAUUGGGGCCGACCCAAGGGAAUACGGCCACACAAGUGGACCAAACAAACUCGCUGCCAGCCCGCAGGAGGCCCAGGAUACAGAGCGCGUCCCCAACAAAACCCUAGAAAAACCAUCUGCGAGCCAAAAGCUGCCGGGCCACACCUUCAGGCGACGAUCCAAUCAAGAUGCAGUACUUGAGAUGACGGACGUCUUCUUCACCCAAUCACAUAUUCGGCCUCCUGGGCGUGCCCCAGAGUACCCACCUCCAUUGUCCCGGCUGAGGGCUCGGCCCUAAUUGGCAGUUUGGUAUCCUACGAAAGCCUAGAAAUUCGAACCUAGGGGCUGAACCCCGCCCUCAGACCAACCAGGAAGAGGUGACGUGAUUGGUCCCGCCCCCGUACUUCUUUGAGCGAGUCCCCAGCUGGGGGGGCGGGGGAAAAAUGAAGAGGAAGACUAAUGGGAAGACGGCGCGGGGAGCUUCUGCCCGGUGAUUGGUCAAAUGAGGUGGCGGUGGAAAUCGCAAAGGCAAAAGCAAGAAAUGGCGGCAGAUGCUCCAGUUCCCUCACAUCAGCCAGUGCGAAGAGCUGCGGCUCAGCCUCGAGCGUGACUAUCACAGCCUGUGCGAGCGGCAGCCUAUUGGGCGCCUGCUGUUCCGAGAGUUCUGUGCCACGAGGCCGGAGCUGAGCCGCUGCGUCGCCUUCCUGGAUGGGGUGGCCGAGUAUGAAGUGACCCCGGAUGAGAGGCGGAAGGCAUGUGGGCGGCAGCUAACGCAGAAUUUUCUGAGCCACACGGGUCCUGACCUCAUCCCUGAGGUCCCCCGGCAGCUGGUGACGAACUGCACCCAGCGGCUGGAGCAGGGUCCCUGCAAAGACCUUUUCCAGGAACUCACCCGGCUGACCCACGAGUACCUGAGCGUGGCCCCUUUUGCCGACUACCUCGACAGCAUCUACUUCAACCGUUUCCUGCAGUGGAAGUGGCUGGAAAGGCAGCCAGUGACCAAAAACACCUUCAGGCAAUACCGAGUCCUGGGCAAAGGUGGCUUUGGGGAGGUGUGCGCCUGCCAGGUGCGGGCCACAGGUAAGAUGUAUGCCUGCAAGAAGCUAGAGAAGAAGCGGAUCAAGAAGCGGAAAGGGGAGGCCAUGGCGCUGAACGAGAAGCAGAUCCUGGAGAAAGUGAACAGUAGGUUUGUAGUGAGCUUGGCCUACGCCUAUGAGACCAAGGACGCGCUGUGCCUGGUGCUGACACUGAUGAACGGGGGCGACCUCAAGUUCCACAUCUACCACAUGGGCCAGGCUGGCUUCCCUGAAGCGCGGGCCGUCUUCUACGCCGCCGAGAUCUGCUGCGGCCUGGAGGACCUGCACCGGGAGCGCAUCGUGUACAGGGACCUGAAGCCAGAGAACAUCUUGCUGGAUGACCACGGCCACAUCCGCAUCUCUGACCUGGGACUAGCUGUGCAUGUGCCCGAGGGCCAGACCAUCAAAGGGCGUGUGGGCACCGUGGGUUACAUGGCUCCGGAGGUGGUGAAGAACGAACGGUACACGUUCAGCCCUGACUGGUGGGCGCUCGGCUGCCUCCUGUACGAGAUGAUCGCAGGCCAGUCGCCCUUCCAGCAGAGGAAGAAGAAGAUCAAGCGGGAGGAGGUGGAGCGGCUGGUGAAGGAGGUCCCUGAGGAGUAUUCCGAGCGCUUUUCCCCGCAGGCCCGCUCACUUUGCUCACAGCUCCUCUGCAAGGACCCUGCCGAACGCCUGGGGUGUCGUGGGGGCAGUGCCCGCGAGGUGAAGGAGCACCCCCUCUUUAAGAAGCUGAACUUCAAGCGGCUGGGAGCUGGCAUGCUGGAGCCACCCUUCAAGCCUGACCCCCAGGCCAUUUACUGCAAGGAUGUUCUGGACAUUGAACAGUUCUCUACGGUCAAGGGCGUGGAGCUGGAGCCUACCGACCAGGACUUCUACCAGAAGUUUGCCACAGGCAGUGUGCCCAUCCCCUGGCAGAACGAGAUGGUGGAGACCGAGUGCUUCCAGGAGCUGAAUGUCUUUGGGCUGGAUGGCUCAGUUCCCCCAGACCUGGACUGGAAGGGCCAGCCACCUGCACCUCCUAAAAAGGGACUGCUGCAGAGACUCUUCAGUCGCCAAGAUUGCUGUGGAAACUGCAGCGACAGCGAGGAAGAGCUCCCCACCCGCCUCUAGCCCCCAGCCCGAGGCCCCCACCAGCAGUUGGCGGUAGCAGCUACUCCGAGCACCGUUUACAGUUUUGCACAGUGAUCUUCCCCAUUGUCCACUCAAGUCGUGGCCUGGGGAACACAGACGGAGCUGUCCCCAGUGUCCUCCGUCCCUCAGCCCCUGGCCUGGCUGAGUUUGGCAGGGCCUGGGCCAUCCCUGGGACAAAGGUGCGUCCCUUCAGCUCUUCUCCGUGGAGCUCGGGGCUUUCUGUAUUUAUGUAUUUGUACGAAUGUAUAUAGCGACCAGAGCAUUCUUAAUUCCCGCCGCAGACCUGGCGCCCCCGCCUUGGCUCCGGGGGGCAGCCAGCCCUGGCUGGGAGAGCGGGAGCUGGCAGAGGAGCCACUGCCAAACUCAAGGCUCCUCUGGCCCAGCUUGGAUGGCUGAGGGUGGUCACACCCCUGAGCCUUCAGCACUGUGCUGGCCACCCCCGGCCUCUGAGUAAGACUUGUGCCUCCCCCUGCUGCCCUGGGCUCAGGCUGCUACCCUCUGGGGCCCAAAGCUGUCCCUUCUCAGUGCUUGUCACCGCUGGGUCUGGGGCCUCUGUAUGCCCUAGGCCUGUGCCAAAGUGGCCAGAGAUUGGGCUGCCUGUGAUACCCAUCAACCCACUGCCCCGGCCGGCCCAGAUAGGUCUGCCUCUGCCUUCCAGCUCCCACAGCCUGGUCCCUGAUACUGGGCUCUGUCCUGAAGACACCUCUUUCAGAAACGCCCAAGCCCAGCCCCUAGGAGGGGGUGGGGCAUCCCUGGUCAACCCUCAAACAUUCCGGACUCCCCUCAUAACAAUAGACACAUGUGCCCAGCAAUAAUCCACCCUUCCUGUGUGCGCCUGUGGGGUGCGUGCACGCGCGUGUACCUGUGUGGGUGAAGGGGAUAGGGCGAGGCUGUGCCUGUGCCCCAGGCCCCAGCCCUGGCCCUUCCCCAGACUGUGAUGGCCAUCCUGGUCCCAGUGUUAGGGUAGCAUGGGAUUACAGGGCCCUGUUUUUUCCAUAUUUAAAGCCAAUUUUUAUUACUCGUUUUGUCCAAUGUAAGCUGCCACGUGUCUCUGUGUGAAUACAGUCCGAGCACAAACCUG